Molecule: messenger RNA, 701 nt
Organism: Anopheles gambiae (African malaria mosquito)
Lineage: Eukaryota; Metazoa; Arthropoda; Insecta; Diptera; Culicidae
Exons: 4
Coding region: 21-701 (226 amino acids)
Biological process (GO): proteolysis
Molecular function (GO): serine-type endopeptidase activity
Source: RefSeq, a predicted model, not a curated record
CAUCUGCCACGAAAACAUUGAUGCCCAUCGCUACACUGUUACCCUGGAUAACGGAAGUAUUGCGACAGAACAGUACGAAACAAUAUUUCGAAUUCAUCGAACUAGAUUCAUGCCCCGAUAACCACUAUGACAUACGUGCUUAUGAUUUCAAUGUUCCUAAUGGCAAUCCUAUAUUUGACCCAUGCGAAGCGCAUUUUGAAAAAAGCGACCAUCAAGUACGAAUCGUUCAAACAGAUGAUAACGAGAACAACAACAUCGUCUGUUACGGAGCUCUCGUUCAACGUAAUGCUGUGGUCACUUUAGCGGAAUGCGUCGUGAAUCUUAGCGCCGAUGAACUGAGAGUUGCGUUUUCCGAUUUUUCCAUGAAUGUUCGAGACGUUGUUGUGCAUCCUGAGUUUGGCGACGCUAGUGACAUCUUCGUUAACAACAUAGCGGUGUUGAUGCUGGAAUAUCCCGUGCCGUUCUUUUCUGUCUCUACGGGGUGGUACGAAGAUACAUUGGCCAGUGAAGAAAUGUGGAUCUCCGGAGAGUAUAAGGAACGCAUGCUUCCGAAUUGUGAUCCAUCCAGAAACGAGACAUUUGAGUCUGCAUCCGUUUACGCAACCGUGCUCCAAAACGCAGAAUGUUUCGAUAAACUACAUUCACGGCACAACAAUAACACACAGCAUCUUUGUCUGGAAGUAAACAUGACUGUAAUAUGA